This is a messenger RNA of Pocillopora damicornis (cauliflower coral), 401 nucleotides long. RefSeq lists its product as uncharacterized. Gene Ontology annotation, molecular function: GDP-dissociation inhibitor activity; G-protein alpha-subunit binding. The record is from RefSeq and is a predicted model, not a curated record. NCBI's taxonomy places the organism in Eukaryota, Metazoa, Cnidaria, Anthozoa, Scleractinia, Pocilloporidae. Gene Ontology annotation, cellular component: cell cortex. Gene Ontology annotation, biological process: establishment of mitotic spindle orientation.
AAAGCAACCUCCCAAGAACGGGAGAAGAACUGGAGGUGAAAAAUGAGUUUCCAGCUACAGCGACAGAGGAAAGUCAAGUUACGUCAAGUGACGCUGAACUGGAUGCAUACAAUGACCCUUUAAGAGGGAUAGCGAAAGCAUGUCUCGAGGAAGGUAACAAAGAAUACAGACAAGGAGAAGCUAAUAACGCGAUAAACUCCUACACGGAAGGACUUCAAGUGAACUGCAAAGAUAAACGACUGAACGCCAAGCUUUACAACAACAGGGCAACGGCUCAUUUCCGUUUGGCAAACUACAUGGAAUGUCUGGAUGAUGCAACAGUAACUGCACUUCAAGUGUCAAUUGUAUGUGGUGUGUCGAUGUCUGUUAUGUGGGUAAAAAGCAUAAGAAAAUGUCAGUAA